Molecule: messenger RNA, 3039 nt
Organism: Closterium sp. NIES-67
Lineage: Eukaryota; Viridiplantae; Streptophyta; Zygnematophyceae; Desmidiales; Closteriaceae
Source: the annotation of a GenBank genome assembly
AUCAAAACCUCUUUCCUCCACUCCAGCCAAACCCACGCACCCUACUCUGAUUUUUUCAGAACUCCCUACUGUCAGCUGCCACUACUACUGGUAGCUUUAGUAGUCGAAGGGUAUUACUAAUAAGACCAGUGUAUAGCGUGGACUUCCCUUCGCCGCGCAACAAGCUAACGCUAUCUUCACGUUGGAUGGGCGACAUGGAGAUACCGCGGGUCACGGCGGCACCACUCAUGAUUCUCGUUCUGCUGAUUGGCUCGUCCUCUGCUCACCUUGCAUCAGCAAUCAUCACGAGUGGUAAUAAUGCUUCCAGGGACGCUCAGAACGCGUCGAAGGCGCCCAUAGAGGACAAAGGAUUGUCUGAAUCGCUCCCGCCGCAUCCUUCCAAGCAUAACAGUGCUCCUUCGACGCAUCGUCCGAUGGUGAACCAUGACGCCCAUCGUGUCAUCCCCAGUCCGAAGACUCUUCAGAAAAUCGACGCUGCUCACGCGGCCAAGCCAGCGCAUCCCACUGAUUCGCCCCAUCCCGCUGGUCCGGCCACGCCGCCCCAUCCCGCUGGUCCUGGCGGCAAAGCAUCUGGGAAGGGUGCAGCUCGUGGCGAGGGCGCAAAUCACACAGUCGCAAAAAAGGGCGGAAGCGCUCAAGGGCGCAAGGGUGCAGAACGUAAGGGCGCAGCUGGAAAGGGCGCGCACGGGGUCAACUGGCGCGCAGAAAAUCAGCACCCCGGGAGCGGUGGCAAGCAGGGCGGCGGCCGUUACGGGAAUGGCGCUGCGAGGGGAUUUCACAAGGCAGCAUCGGCUGGGAACGUGGCGAGUCACAGCACGAGCACGAGCGGCAUUCUUACUGCUGCAAUGGCGCCACACAACGCGAGUGGCACGAACAGCACGACGGGCACGAACAGCACGAGCGGCACGAACAGCACGAACGGCACGAACAGCACGAGCGGCACGAACAGCACGAGCGGCACGAACAGCACGAGCGGCACGAACAGCACGAGCGGCACGAACAGCACGAGCGGCACGAACAACACGAGCGGCACGUUGACUACAAUGGCGGCAAACAGCACGAACGGCACCGCGCCGUUUACAGUGGCGCCAAACGGCACGAAUUGCACGACGAACGUAACGAGCGGAACGAGCGGCAUGAACGGCACGUCUGCUAUGGCGGCAAAUAACACGAACGCGAACGGCUCGUUUGCGUUGGAGUCGUCAAACAGCCAGCCCAACACGAGCAACCAGGGCGCGGAAUUCCACAAGGCAUCAGCGGCGGAUGUGGCGAUUCCGCACAGGAAUUCGGUCAAUCAUGGCGCCGAGGGGAUGGCGUCAUCCGCCGGCAAUCCCAAAGCGAGCCUGCAGCACGCGGGGAUUCACAAGGCAUCAGCGGUGGAUGUGGUCAUUCGGCACAGGAACUCGGCAACGCAUGGCGCUGCACCCGCAAUGGCGCCAUCCGGCAAUCCCAAGACGAGCCAGCACCGCGCGGGAAUUCACAAGGCAUCAGCUACGGACGUGACGAUUCAGCACAGGAAUCAGAAUCAUGGCGCCGCAGCAAUGGAGCCAUCCGACAGACCCAAGAAGAGCCAGCACCGCACGGGAAUUCACAAGUCAUCGGCCAAGGAUGUGGCGAUGACUCGGCUCAGAAACUCGGCGAAUCGCGGAGCUGCAGCCAUGGCGUCAUCCCAUCCCGGCAACACCAACGUAAACGGACGCGGCAAGGGUUUCCAUUCGUCAUCAGCGGCGGAUGUGGCGAUUCGGCACCCGCAAUCGGCGAAUCACGCCGGCGGCGCUGAGAUGGCGUCAAGCGACAAGCCCAAGUCGAACGAACGCCGCGGCUCAGGUUUUCACAAGGCAUCGGCCGAGGAUGUGAAGAUUACUCACAUGCCCGCGCCGCUGCUGAAAUCAGAUCAGAACGGCAGGAAGCAGAACGGCGUUGAAAACGGCAGGGCGGGCGCCAUGAGGGUGUCAGCUCGCGAGACUUCUAACUUCAACAACCAAGACUUCGAGUUUCACAAGGCAACGAGCAGCGACGUGGUCCUGCACAGGAGGAAUGGCGGCGCUGAUAGGAGCAGCAGGCACGGAGUGAACCGUGGAGUGAACCGUGGAGUGAACCGCGGGGCUCAACCAUCGCGACUUGUUUCCCUUGCAUCUGCACAGGCCGAUGCAGAUUGUGGUGGUGACUAUGGUGGUGGUAACGGUGGUGACUACAAUGAUGGCGGCAGUGGUGCUGACUAUAGCGAUAAUGGCAGCGGUGGUGACUACAGCGGGGGUGACUACAAUGGUGAUAAUGGCAGUGGUGGUGACUAUAGCAAUAAUGGCAGCGGUGGCAGUGACAGCGGCAGCGGCAGCGGCGGCAUUGACAUUGCAUCGAUUCUCGACAUGCACAACGCCGCCCGGCGGGAGGUAGGCGUCCCCGACCUGGCAUGGGACGACGGCGUGGCGGCAGCGGCGCAAGACUGGGCCAACGACCUCGCCUCCAGGGGGUGCCCCUUGGAGCACGGCGGAACAGAUGGGCUCGGGCAGAACCUCUACUGGCGCGCACCGGCAGGGUUAACCCCAGAGGAGGACCGCAUGGCGGUGCAGUCGUGGGUGGAUGAGAAGGCUGACUGGACGUACAGCCCGGUACCCGAGGGGUGUGCGGAGGGGAGGAUGUGUGGGCAUUACACGCAGGUGGUGUGGGCGGGGACGACGCAUGUGGGGUGCGCGUCGGCACAGUGCCCAGAUGGUGGCGGCAUGUGGGUGUGUGAUUACUCGCCCCAGGGGAACAUCAUUGGGUCUACUCCUUUCUAGGUUGCUUGAGAGUGUUGGGCUGAGAGGAAGAAGGGAGGAUCGUUCACCCCCACAGGGGACAUCAUUGGGGCUAUUCCUUGCUACGUGUGUCAGUUUAAGACAUCACAGAGUGACAGUUUGGUACGCGUGUCUAGGGGUAAUAGGAGCCUAUUGUGAGCAAGUGCAGUGAGACCUGUUGUGAAUGCAGUUCAGUGGGUAAGAGAUGUUUCAUCUUUUUAGUUUUGUGUAUAUGGAAUUGCUUUUAGUGGUUCUUUUUUGGGUG